GCUGGGGCCCAACGGAGGCGGCCAGACGGCGGAGCCAGUCGAGUUGGAGCGCCGCAGCACCGCGUGGUUCGGUCGAUUAGUCAGACGGUCAGUUUGAGGGUACGUGACACCCGCGCAGGUUACAACCUACGCAAGAAAAAGGAUGGCGCUAUUCCGCUUCACUCCGAAACGCUGCCUCGACGUGCAGAAAAUAACGUCGGCAGUCUUCGUACGACAGCUCACCGAUGCAUCUACGGAUCUUAAAAGGGUUCUGACUGACAGGAUCCCGAAGGAACAGGAGCGAGUCAAAGCCUUCCGUAAGGAUCAUGGAUCCACCAAAGUCGGAGAAGUCACCGUCGACAUGAUGUACGGUGGUAUGCGCGGCAUCAAGGGCCUCGUGUGGGAACCAUCGGUACUGGAUCCGGAGGAGGGUAUCCGAUUCCGCGGGAAGUCAAUUCCCGAAUGCCAGAAACUCUUGCCGAAGGCAUCCGGUGGCGCGGAACCGCUGCCGGAGGGUCUCUUCUGGCUGCUGAUUACUGGCGACGUGCCUACGGAAGCGCAGGUGAAGGCCAUCUCGCAGGAAUGGGCAUCCAGGAGCUCGUUACCCGAGCACGUGGUUAAGGCCCUCAACAAUUUCCCCAAGACUCUACAUCCGAUGACGCAGUUCUCCGCAGCGAUUACGUUGCUGAACAGCGAGAGCGAAUUUGUUAAGGCGUAUAACAAGGGUGUGCACAAAAGCAAAUACUGGGAAAGCGUGUACGAGGACUCGAUGAAUCUGAUCGCCAAACUGCCGGUGGUUGCCGCCACCAUUUACCGUAACAUCUACAAGGGCGGCAAGGGUUUGGGCUCCGUCGACGCUGGUCGGGACUGGUCCUGGAAUUUCGCUAACAUGCUCGGUUAUGACAAUCCGCAAUUUAUCGAACUGAUGCGUCUCUACCUGACGAUCCAUUCAGAUCACGAAGGUGGUAACGUGUCCGCUCACACCACCCAUUUAGUAGGAUCCGCCUUAUCAGAUCCGUAUCUAUCCUUCUCCGCUGGUAUGAAUGGUCUUGCCGGACCACUGCACGGUUUGGCUAAUCAGGAAGUGCUGGUGUGGCUGGAGAAGUUGCGUGGUCAAGUCGGCGACAGUCCCAGCGAUGACAAACUCAAGGAGUUCAUCUGGAAUACAUUGAAGAGUGGCCAGGUCGUGCCCGGCUACGGACAUGCCGUUCUCAGGAAAACCGAUCCGAGGUACACCUGCCAGAGGGAGUUCGCGUUGAAACAUUUACCGAACGAUCCGUUAUUCAAGCUUGUCGCGCAAGUGUACAAGGUAGUACCGCCAAUCUUGUUGGAGACUGGCAAGGUAAAGAACCCAUGGCCGAAUGUGGACGCGCAUUCGGGUGUGCUGUUGCAAUACUAUGGCAUGAAGGAGAUGAACUACUACACGGUUCUAUUCGGCGUGUCGCGUGCGUUGGGCGUGCUCGCUUCUCUCGUUUGGGACCGCGCCUUAGGAUUGCCCAUCGAGAGGCCUAAGUCCCUCAGCACCGAUCUCCUUAUAAAGGCUGUCAAGGCUUAAGAACCGUUUCUCACUGGAUCGACGAUCGACCAGCAUCACCUCGGAGUCUCGUCGUCUCCUGACCUCGAUUUUGUUCGAGCGUCAACCGCGGCGCCGGGAACUUUGAUAGGAUAUCAUUUUGAUACCAACUUCGACGGAGACACCUCAACGAGCCCGCGCCUUAUUGAGUAAAUGAUAGUGCGAUUGGGAGAGAGCGAGAGAGCGAGAGAGUGAAGAAUGAAAGAGACACAAGGCUAGGUAUUAAACACGACAAAUAAUUACGUCUAAUGUAUUAUCUAAAUGUAGAAUUAUUAAGAGCAGACACAUCAAUGUUCCCCGUCAACGAAUUCGCAUUAAUUCUCUUCCCGCUGUCGAUACUUUUAAUGAAUGACGAUAAACAGACAUUUUAAUUACACCAACAUACAUAUGUAGAUAUACAUAUGUAUAUACAUUACACCUGUAUAAAUUAAUUAUAUACAUAUAAUAUGCUUAAAAACAUAUGUUUUAAGCUAAAUUGUUACAAAGUAUCAAUUGCGGGGACAGGCUUAAAUGGGUGUUCUCGCAACGUAGCUGCUUAUAUAAGUGGAAACGUAGAUUGGUCCAAUAGUGAAAACUGCCAAAAUUGCGAGGAAACCCACGAUAGUGCAAAAAGUCCAGAGGAUAACUUUUAGAUAUCUAAGUAUUAAAAUUUUUAGACCUCUAAAUAUUUCUCAGGUGUCUAAAAGAUGUCUCAUGGAAUUUAUUUAUAGAAACACACACACACAAGAUAAAAAACGCGUCAGAAAUAGGUAAUUAUUGUAAAUAAAGUCAUCGCUCAAUACAAAGCAACACGCCGACUACCGCUAGAAAUUUAGGGAAUUUAAACUACGCAAAAUCUACGGCGAUAGUUAACGUGUUAGCCUAACGACGUAAAGUCAUAAAUACAAUAGAAAGUAGAGACUCGAAAUCUAGAUUUAUUGCGUAAGGCAACAUAAACGUUCAAGAAACAUCACCAUCUAAAAGAUAAUUUAAUUUAGAUCAGACAUCAUUCAGAGAAUUUUUUUUAUACCUGGCAUUUUUAUGUUAUUCGGUGAUUAGACAUGAAUUAGCAACCGUCACGUUGUUGUCUUGCCUCGUCACACAAAAAAUUGCACCCUGAUGUGUAUCAUAUUUCUUUUUCGAAUUGGUGGAUUAUUUUAGAAAUUACUUUCGAAAUUUAUUGAAUUUUUUUAGCAAUAGAACGGUGUCAUAAAGAAUAGAUCUUGAAAGCAAUAGUCAGCACGAACGCCAAAAGGCGAACGUGCUAAUUAGCUCAGACGUAGAUCUCCUUCCUUACGAAAAAAUACAUUUUUGGCGGUCCAAAAUGACACUCAAAUUGAGUGUUAAUCCUCAAUUAAAGAGUUAACACUCAAUUAGGUGUUAUUUCGGACCGUCAAGAGUGUAUUUUUUUAUAAGGGCUGGUCGUUGUUUACUGUCCCACUUCCCUCAGGAAAUUCAUUCUAACUGUAGACGGAAUAAAUACUGUAUCUAUGAUUCUGAUUGUUUUUGGAAUGGCAAAAGAAAUGCUGUUGCUGUACGCGAGUUGCAGUAGUUGAAUACUUAACGGCAUACAAUGACGCAGAGUGAUUGAGCAUACUUAAAAAUAGUGUUUAUAGUCUCGUCGAACGGCAUACUCGGUCGUAUCGUGACGAGAAACCGCCGUGAAUACAGUGUAAAAUUAAGAAGCAUGACCAGUGGUGGUGGAGCCACUGUUAUAAGAAUGAAUGAGUGUGUGUAUAUCUUAUUUAUAACGAAUGUGAAAAUAAAUGGAUCAAAGGUAA
This is a messenger RNA of Trachymyrmex cornetzi, 3312 nucleotides long. It is a transcript of the gene kdn, whose product is annotated as citrate synthase. Gene Ontology annotation, cellular component: mitochondrial matrix. The transcript is spliced from 4 exons. Lineage: Eukaryota; Metazoa; Arthropoda; Insecta; Hymenoptera; Formicidae. Bases 143 to 1534 code for a protein of 463 amino acids. The record is from RefSeq and is a predicted model, not a curated record. Gene Ontology annotation, biological process: tricarboxylic acid cycle; citrate metabolic process; carbohydrate metabolic process.